AUGGCUGUCUUUGGGCUGCUGUUGCAGCUCUCUCUGCAUAUCCUCGCGGCUAGUCAGACAUUAAUCACUAUCACAGAAACGAACCGAGCUUGUUCCUCGAGGGGUACAAGGAGCACUGCCAGUCUCAGUACGCAGACGAGAGACGGAUCCACCUCAGCAUCGUUGUGGAAUACCCAAGGCGGGACGGCAACAACCAUUGCCAACGGCGGCCCAACUCUUGUUCCUGGUCCACCACCCUCGUCGAAUGGAGGAGAUCUUGAGAUCCUGAACCCGGGGAACAAUGGUAUCAUGUACUAUUGCGCUGCCAAUGACUUGGCCUCCUGCUCGCGGCUCAUGGUCCAGCUGAAUGCAACCUUCAGUUUCCCGACUGUCAUCCUCGAGCACUCGGCAUAUAUCUCACGCGUGGACUGGUCAGAGAGCGAGCUCAGCAUACGCUUCAAUUCACCCGGCGCAUACGAGUAUGUCAAACAAUCUUGGAACCUCCCAGAAGCCAGCUUGGUGCCGCGUGAUCUUAUCACUCCCUUCGUCCUGGCUACGACUGCGCAAGAGAGCUCCGGGGCACAGCGCGACUACUUCAUAGUCAAUAAAGUACACUACGAUGACGCCGAUCUCGUUGUCGUUUGCUACGGAAGCGAUUUGGACCUCGACGGCGCCGUCGACGAUCUCGGCAUUCAAUGGGGCAGCUACGCGAACGAAGCCAAUACGCCGGCCCCAUCAUCUAUAUCGGGCAGUGUAGGCGGCUCAAAUUGA
This is a messenger RNA of Fulvia fulva, 750 nucleotides long. RefSeq lists its product as uncharacterized. The record is from RefSeq and is a predicted model, not a curated record. The transcript has 2 exons. NCBI's taxonomy places the organism in Eukaryota, Fungi, Ascomycota, Dothideomycetes, Mycosphaerellales, Mycosphaerellaceae. The coding region runs from base 1 to 750 and encodes 249 amino acids.